GCAUAUAUUUAUAUCUAGCCUCUAUCGUCUCUAACUCAUUGAAAGAAGCAUCAAUCUAUCAAGCAAAAAUGUCAAGCACCAAUGGUCAACCUCAUGUACCCGGCGAGCCUACUAAAACCACCACCUCUGUCCUUGAGACUGCCACAUCUACUAUUCAAAAUUUUGGUCCUCUCAACAAAAUCCACCAACACCUUUGCGCGUUUCACUUUUACUCACACGACAUGACAAGGCAAGUGGAGGCACAUCACUAUUGUGGACACCAAAACGAGGAGAUGAGGCAGUGUCUUAUCUACGACAGCCCCGACAAGAAUGCCAAGCUUAUAGGUCUUGAGUACAUCAUAUCUGAGAACUUGUUCCUGACUCUACCGGACGAGGAGAAGCGACUCUGGCAUUCUCAUUUGUUCGAGGUAAAGAGUGGUUUCCUCUUCAUGCCAAAUGUCCCUAAACCCAUUGAGCACAAAGACAUGGAGAAAGUUUGCAAAACUUAUGGUAAAGUCUAUCAUUUCUGGCAAGUUGAUAGAGGUGAUAAACUUCCACUUGGGAUACCUCAACUUAUGAUGGCUCUUACUAGAGAUGGUCAACUCUAUGAUCACCUUGUACAAGGUUGUGUGGAUCGUAUGGGUGUAGACUUUGAGAAGGAGAGAAAGAACAGGGAGUAUAUGACUGGGCCAAAACAUGGAAUUCAUCCCUUGGCUAAUGGUGCCGGUAAGGGUAUCGAGACAAGACUCAGGGAGGUCGAGCUUAAGCAUGAUUCACCUCCUCCUUCUGCCACCAGGGUCUUUGUUUGAACAUAGAACAUAAACAUUGUGUAAUAGACUUGCUACAAUAAAGAUGCUAGUGUAAUAAUAACCUUUCCUAAUAUAUUAUUAAUAACAAUAAUAAAAGUACUACUAUUAGUGUUAGAA
Messenger RNA from Medicago truncatula (barrel medic), 905 nucleotides. Its product is annotated as oil body-associated protein 1A. The transcript has 2 exons. The record is from RefSeq and is a predicted model, not a curated record. Lineage: Eukaryota; Viridiplantae; Streptophyta; Magnoliopsida; Fabales; Fabaceae. Bases 69 to 788 code for a protein of 239 amino acids.